This is a messenger RNA of Xylaria bambusicola, 3149 nucleotides long. RefSeq lists its product as uncharacterized. Gene Ontology annotation, cellular component: transcription factor TFIIIC complex. Gene Ontology annotation, molecular function: protein binding. The coding region runs from base 374 to 2779 and encodes 801 amino acids. The transcript has 2 exons. NCBI's taxonomy places the organism in Eukaryota, Fungi, Ascomycota, Sordariomycetes, Xylariales, Xylariaceae. Gene Ontology annotation, biological process: transcription by RNA polymerase III. The record is from RefSeq and is a predicted model, not a curated record.
UCUAUCCCUUCCUUACAUAAGCUACUAUUACUGCAGUACCUGCAGCUUGUUCCAGACAGCACAUGCAACGGGAGGGGUGCCCAUAUAUCCCCCCCGGCCAACACUGUAGUUUUUUUUUGUUACUCUACAAUAUCAAUAUAUCUAUUCCCAAACCUUCACCUGAAAGAAUGUAGAUUUGGAAACCCAAAUGCUUAUCUCUACCCCUAAGCUACUGUCAUCGUCAGAUGCAUGAGUUUCUAGGCCAGUGGCCUAGCCUCGGAAGCUUAAAGCGGAGCCCUCGGGAGUGAUCCAUUCCCUCUCGCCCACUCCCAGCCUGAGCAUGAAAGUGGUACUCUCUACCUAGGUUCUUUGGAGCUUGUGAUGCACAUGCACCAUGAGGCUCCGCCAAUCAAAUAAGAAGAAACAGUAUCGGUUGCCAGACUACGGCCUGGAUCCAGAGAACUCUGAUGCUGACGACGAUUCUUUGCUAAGAGUGGACUCAUCUGGAGACGAGUUCGUUGUUGAGGCUACCGCUGGUGGUGAGGAAGAGGAAGUUGACGAAGUACAGAGCGACGGGGAUAACGAUGACAAAAAUGACGAACGCGAUGAGUCAACACGUCGCCGCGCCUCCGCUCCAAAGGUAGCGAAGACGGCAAGGGCAAAGGCAAAGACAAGAAUAAAAUCCUCUGCGCCUCCUAAGCCGGAGGACCAAUCUGGCAAGGGACAAGCCUUCGCUGAAGUUCCGGCGUACCCAUCAGAUCCAGGUCAGAGAUGGACGAGGACGUAUCUAGGGCCGAUCAAGAGAUGGACGCGAUUCUACGAAUUGAUUGACUGGUGGUUUGGUGAUAAGCCGGAGCGUAGAAACAUCCUCAACGGCUACUUAAAACUCUGGUGGCAGCACGAACUCAUACCACCCAAGUUGACCUCCAAAGCCCAACUUUCAAGAGCUCAGAGAGGGUGGAUGCCUGAUAGUUUCGCCGGCGACCAGCGAUCAAAAUUCCAUCAAUUGUAUACUGGCCGUUUAGUUCACCAGUUUCGACAACAGACCCAAACUCAUAUCGACAAAACUGAAGCAUUUCAUAGAUUUAUCCCACAAGCUCAAGGAGAGCUGGAUGUGCUCUUAGGCCAUGUCUCGGAUCAAAAACCAUACCGUAUUCGAUACGGAGAUAGUCUUUCGUUUUCUGAUACCGGUCACCCUAUCCGUGACACUGAUGACGGAGAGAUGGUAACUGGUGGGUGGCUUCUCGACGUUGGAGGAAUUCCGGUUUCUAUGGCAUGGGCGCCCAUGCACAGCGAAGUCAACCAGCUCUUGGCGAUUGCUGUUGCUCCAUUUCAUGAUCAGGCUUAUUACCAUAACCUCCAAGAUGCCCCUAAGGAGUCUGAACAGAAAGAAGGCACAGUGCAAAUUCUGAGGUUUGAAGCAACUCGAGAUCGCCGAGGCAUUCUUCGGCCAUCAAAACACGCUCCAAGUCUAGCUCAAGCAUUGUGUUUCUCAUGGGGCCGAGUGUCAAGAAUACAGUGGUGUCCUGUACAGCUCACAGAUGAAGACGCCACUCGCCUUAUAGGUGUACUUUGCGUGGACGGCAGACUCAGAAUAAUAGGCGUCCAGAAUAUCUUAGAGCAAGGAAGCAAUGAGGUAUUUGAGGAAGUUAAAGAGCCUAUGGUUCUGCUUGAACCGCCCAAGGAGUGUUCCGUUGAGAUAACGUGUUUCACAUGGAUUAAUAUGAAUCGAGUGGCAGCUGGUCUCUCUGAUGGAUCUGUGAUGGUAUGGUCUCUUUCGCCUCCUCGGAUACUUCAGCGACAUCCAGUCCAUUCCACAGCUAUCAUCGACAUCGUCUCUGGCUAUCCCUCUGAUCCAUUCCUUGUAUCAACUGUACCUAUCGGUGGUGUCUUAACCAUAACAGACUUAAGCCACCCAAGCGCAGAAACGACAUACCACCCAAAUAUGAUGGUAUCUCUUCAACCUAAUCUCCUUGCGUGGAGUCCUCAUCUUAGGGGCUAUGCUUCGAUAUGGCCGUCAGCUUUUGCUGGAAAUCCAAACCUAACAUUCUUACCCAUCAGAGGGUUUCCUGUAUGUCGACAUUUGAUUACCGUUAACGGGCAGCCCACGUGCAUUUCUAUAGGUCCUUGUCAUCCCUUCAUCAUCGCUGGAUCCACGGAUGGUAGUAUAUGGGUGUUCAACAUUCUACGUAAACUAUCGAGCCACAGAGAGAAAACCCUCAAGUUGAAACUAUUCCAGCAUGAGUUCUAUGCGCCACCAUUCUCUAACGCCAAUAACGACGGCGAAGAAACAGCACCACGGGGCGUAUGUCGAAUCCUACAUGGGUUCCUGCCUGAACCCAAUUCACAUCCAACUGGCGUGAAGAUGGCUGAGACGCAAAGAUUAAAUCGCGAGAAAGGUGCGAAACAGGGUGAAUCCAAGGGAAAAGGGAAGGGGAAGACGACGGAGAACUCUGCAAAGUCGCAGGCUAAGACUCCGGGACAGCCAGAGGGCGAGGCCGAUGAGGAAGUGGCGAUGACCUCUGGGCCUGGUCCAAUUGUACUCUACGAGCCUCAGACGCGUAUAACGGCUGUAGCAUGGAAUCCGAAUGUCGAGUUCAGCUGGUGGGCGGCGGCGGCAAUGGGAUCCGGGCUGCUGAGAGUUAUGGACGUUGGUGCCGAACCACAGGGUAGCCAGAGAGAUAAUAAGGAAUUUGGUAUUGAUGACGAGGAUGAACAUGAUAAUGGCAUGGAUGCUAUGGAUGAAGAUGAGGUGGAUGAGGAAGAUGGCAAUGUUGAAAUGAUCUCCGAUGAAGACUGAAGAGGCUUUAGUUUACAACGAUGGCAAAGCCGUGUAUUAGAUUAGCUGCUCGUGAGAAACUUCGAUGUUUGCUGUUAACCACCGCUUUAAUAUAUUAGGCCUCCAUGAUUUCUGCUGGAUUCUGACUGAAUCGGUUGCAGAAAGUCUAUGGUCUUCGGAAUCGUAUAUAGGUAUAUUUACAAUGCAUCAAAAUUAUACUUCAUAGUGAACAUUGAGCUCCUAGGAUACUAUGAUGAUAAUCGAAAGCUUUUGCCAUACCCCUGAGAUGAGACGCCGCUGCUAGCAGGAUGAGGAUAUGAAAGAGCUGGUGGGAGUGGCCCCAGAUGUCAAAGGUUCCUGGUGAUGUUCGUUCAGGCCAACGAACCUGUUU